This is a messenger RNA of Pelobates fuscus (common spadefoot toad), 2872 nucleotides long. It is a transcript of the gene AGFG1, whose product is annotated as ArfGAP with FG repeats 1. The record is from RefSeq and is a predicted model, not a curated record. NCBI's taxonomy places the organism in Eukaryota, Metazoa, Chordata, Amphibia, Anura, Pelobatidae. Bases 192 to 1946 code for a protein of 584 amino acids. Gene Ontology annotation, biological process: intermediate filament organization; spermatid nucleus differentiation; acrosome assembly. The transcript is spliced from 15 exons. Gene Ontology annotation, molecular function: GTPase activator activity. Gene Ontology annotation, cellular component: membrane; cytoplasm; cytoplasmic vesicle.
CGAACUUCCUGACUGUGCCUUUCCGAUAUCCGGCUUUGCUGAGCUCACCAGGCCACGCCCCCGCGUGAUGUCACUCGGCUCCCCCCGCCCUCCCCUGCAUACGUUAGUGUUCGGUGGGCAGUGAGCGCUCGGUGCUGCCCGGUGUCUCCCGGUGUGUGUGUGUGUCUCCCCUCCCUCCCUCUAUCCCCAGCAUGGCCGCCAGCGCCAAGCGGAAGCAGGAGGAGAAGCACCUGAAGCUCCUCCGGGAGAUGACCAGUCUGCCCCACAACCGCAAGUGCUUCGACUGUGACCAGCGCGGCCCGACCUACGCCAACAUGACGGCGGGGGCCUUCGUGUGCACGUCCUGCUCCGGGAUCCUGCGCGGUCUGAACCCACCCCAUAGAGUGAAGUCAAUCUCCAUGACCACAUUUACACAGCAAGAAAUAGAGUUUCUUCAGAAGCAUGGGAAUGAUGCGUGUAAACAGAUCUGGCUCGGAUUAUUUGAUGAUAGAUCAUCUUCAGUCCCAGAUUUUAGAGACCCACAGAAAAUGAAAGAAUUCCUUCAGGAAAAGUACGAGAAGAAGCGGUGGUACGUUCCCCCAGAACAAGCCAGAGUGGUGGCCUCUGUCCAUGCAUCGAUUUCAGGGUCCUCUGCUAGCAGCGCAAGCAGUACUCCUGAAGUCAAACCACUAAAAACACUCCUGGGAGACUCCGCUCCAACGCUGCAGCUGAACAAGGGAACCCCCAGCCAGUCUCCUGUUGUUUCACGUAACCAGCCUCAGCAGCAACACCAUCAACCUCUAGAAAAGAAACCGUUUGACCUUCUUGGUGACCUUGGGGCUGAUAUUUUUGCUACACCUGCUCCGCAGCCUGCUGCCACUGCUAACUUUGCCAACUUUGCAAAUUUUAACAGUCAUGCUGCUCACAAUUCUACCCAUGCAGACUUUGCAAACUUUGAUGCGUUCGGACAGUCUAGUGGUACGAGUAAUUUCGGAGCAUUACCCACAUCAAGUCAGACACCUACCCCGCCCUUAAACACAGCAUUCAGAACACUAUCUUCCAGUUGCAGUUUUGGCGACUUUACGUCUGCUUUCUCUCUGCAGGCCACUCACCGAGCAAAUGCGAAUGCAAACUUUGCUCAGUUUGACAACUUCCCUAAGUCAUCGAGCGCGGAUUUUGGAGCCUUCAAUUCAAACGCACACAGCUCUGUGACUAGCAAAACAGCUGGAAGUAAACAGAGCCAUCCUACAGCUGAUAAAUAUGCAGCACUCGCUGACCUAGACAGUGUCUUAAGCAGUUCACAAGGUGGUGGUGGUCAAGGAAGCACCUAUGGCAGCUCAACGGGUCCUGCAUCAUCUACCCAAGCAGUGCCAGCACCAACCGACAAUGUCUUUGGAAUUGGAUCAGCAAUGCCCGCCGGGCGCACACACCAACCGGCAUCUGCACCAGGAGUGUUUGGAGUUUCUGCUUCUACAAACCCCUUUGUGUCGCAGUCUGUUGGUUCAGCAGUUAACCCAUUCCAAUCUAAUGGCAGAGUGCCACAAGGAGUCAGAGAUGGUCAUCCAGCAGAGAUGGACUAUCAGGGAGCUCCAUUUCACCCCUUUCACCCAAACCGGCUACCAACAGCUGCAGGAGCAGUGGAUGUCUCUUCUUUUGGCACAGCAUCGCUAAGCAUGCCUGCUGGCUUUGGAACACAAACCGCGUACAGUCUUCCGACCAGCUUCAGUGGUAGUUUCCACCAGCCUGCGUUCCCUGCUCAGACAGCCUUUCCCCAACAGACUGCUUUCUCCCAGCAGCCAAAUGGCAAUAUACAAGGAGGAGGAUUUGCCGUUUUUGGCCAGGCUAAGCCAAUGGUUACACCGUUUGGACAAGUUGCAGCUCCUGGAGUCUCUAGCAAUCCUUUCAUGGCCGGGGCACCCUCAGGGCAGUUUCCAGCUGGAAGUUCAUCAACAAACCCUUUCUUAUAGCCUUAGACUAACAAAGGAUCUUAGCAGGCGUCACUGUACAUGUACUGCCUCUUGCACUGUUUGUCUUGUUUAAUCAGCGUAAUCUUUAACCCUGUGCGUGCCAGAGGUGUGCCCAGUGCAUUGCUCUGCAGUGUUUUGGGUACAUGUCUUUCGAAGGGUUAAAUCAGUGGUGUCCAACCUUGGCCCUCCAAUUCUUGUUGGGCUCAAUGUCUCGGAAUUCUCUGGCUGUCCACGGUUGGCAAGAAUGAUGGGAUAUUUAUUCUAACAGGUAGAGGGUUAAGGCUCACUCUUUAAACACAGGGAGAUCUUUGGGAGCCUGCAAUUAUAUGUAUAUUUUUUUGUAUUUAAACAAGAAAAAAAAGAAGAAAAACAAGGUAAUAUGUGCAAUUGGAAAGCCUAUUUUCACUCAACUCCUUUGCUGGCCAAAUGCUUAAUGCCAAUACAUUGCAGAGCAGUGUGUCGGAAACCCUUUGGGCAGCUUAGGUGUAAAUCAGAGGCGUGUCAUGUAUAUUCAAUUUGGUAAGUUAUUGCAGAUCCCAUAUUCAUUUAAGCUGCAGUACUGUAUAUAUAUUUUUUUCUUAGGGAUUAGUUAAUUAUUCAUAUCAGUAUUUCUAACUCUUAACACCAAUACGCUGUUUGGGAUCAAAGAAAGAAGGGUUGAAGACUCUAUGUAAGAUUAAAAUGCCAAUUGUAGCGUCCUGACUUCCAUGGGAGUGGGAAUCCACAAGUUAAAAUCUAUACAAAUUAUCUACAUUUUAUUCAUUGACAUUCAAACAGAAAAACACUGUUUUAUUUUUCCCAAUAAAGCUACCCAUUUCUAUGCGCCUAAAAUCUCCAUACUGAAGACAAAUGUCUGCAUUAUCAAGCUAAUAAUGUUUUGCUACAGUUUGCAGGUGAAAAGAAAUAUUAAAAUAUUAGAAAAAUUG